Molecule: messenger RNA, 1605 nt
Organism: Porites evermanni
Lineage: Eukaryota; Metazoa; Cnidaria; Anthozoa; Scleractinia; Poritidae
Source: the annotation of a GenBank genome assembly
AUGUUUUUUGGUAUAGCCUCGUUUUCAGCUCGGCUUCUUAUUGGUAGAUUAGGCGACUGCAAAUGCGUCAGCUCCUUACACCUGAUACAAGUGGGCUCCCUUGGUGUAGCUAUCACCAUUUUGCUUCUGCCUUUGGCGCGAGCUUAUACGACUUUUGUGGUCUUUUCAAUUGUUGACGGAUUUCUUGAUGGUUUAAUGGGAUCCCAGUUUAAUCUCGUUCUUCUGACAACUGUAAGUCCACAGUUAAGAGCGACUGCCUUUGGUUACGCCAACUGCCUUGCAUCACUAACUCUGACGAUUGGACCUUCUAUUGCAGGUCAGUACUAGAUAGCCUCCCACCUAGGCGUUUUUAGGGGAGGUCGUCUUUCAUCCCUCCCCAUACUAAUGUGGGGAGGGGAUGAAAAAGGCCGGCUCCCCUAAAAACGCCCGCUUGGGAGGCUAAGUAUUAGAGAGAUUGUGUUGUCUCGGCGGGUCACCCCACCUAUCAUGUUAGAAAGAUUAAAUUGUGAAAUGAGAGAUUUUAUGGACGGGCGAGUUACCCGGACUAAGCGGGAUACCUCAUCCACUGCAGAACACCCUUUAUCCAUGCAUACGGGCCCUAAACAGUCAAUGGACUUUUUUAGCUUGUAUGUUUUGAUUUUUCCCAUUACAGGUCAUGUGAUGAUACUCUAGAGAACUGUUUCUUUAAAAAUAUUCCUUAUUCACCUGCAUAUCUAAGCAUAAUUUACGAAGAGACAAAGAGUCAAGUUUCGCUGGGACCCCUAUUAGAAAAACAAAACAUACAAGCUACAGAGGUCUACUGCGAACAAACUUCCAGGAUGCUCCAAGAAAACCGUUAUGAGAUUUUAAAACCGAGACAAAAGAAAUCAACACAUACAUUAUUUGAUAUGUAUGUCAUGAUUAUGUGUUUUCAUUUUCAAAAAUAACGUUUGCAUGUAUGCACACAUGUGGUUGAAUAUAACCUAAUUAUUUUUCUCACAUUAUUAUUUACUUUAACUUUUCUAUUUUAUUCAUUGUUAUCAUUACUUUAGUGUAUUGCUAAAUUUUCUUUUUUUGUUUAUUCGAUUGAAUCAAUUGUCAAUGGUAUUUGAUUUUGGCGUGUAUUAUUGUUUAGUGAUGUAGUAAAUUGUCUACAAAAUAGUAAACUUGUGAGGACUUUGAAAAACUAAGAAGCUGAGCUGUUUUUUUUUUUUUUUUUAAUUUCCAAUGACUUUACGUCAAUAGUACGUAUUAUAACCGUUCUCAAUUUUACAGAUAUUUCUACGCUUUUUUCGUCUUCAAUGACACUUUAUAGGUAUUCUAGCGGACAAAUUAAACUCCUACAUUCCAGCGUUUUUUCUGGCGGGAAGUGAAGUGCUUCUUGGUUCAUGUAUUACCUUCCUUUUAUGUUUCGCUAAACUGGAACCAAAGCAACGGACAGAUUUCACCGAACAACAGAACGAUGACGAAACACUUCAACAAAUAAUGAGCAAAAAGACAGAGCUACAUGAAGACAGAGGAGCAUUGCUUUUGAAAGUUGGAGAGUUAGAUGAGGAGCUCCAAUGUCCUCUUCCAAACGCUUUUCUAGAAGAAGAAACAUUUUCGUACAAGUGUACAAGUGUUUAA